GACCUUCCGCCCUGCAAGACAACUGUGUCAAAAUGGACGUUCGUGCCGCACUUAUACUUUCUCUUUGCAUUGCUGCCGUCUUCUCCUUGGGAGGAGUACAUAAGGUAGCUUCAGAUGAUAAAGAAAUCAAGGGCGCCAUCAGCUUUGCGAUGAAAAAACUGAAUAUGAUGUCAAACAACUAUUAUCGGUACAUGUCCAUUGAAACGAUCGACGCAACGAAACAGGUUGUAUCAGGGAUGAAAUAUUGUACAGUUGUUGCGGUCGGUUCGUCUAGCAAGUGCCCAAAAAGACCUGAUAAUGUUGAUGCUACUCUGGAAGAAUGCCCAGUGGAAGAGAAAGAGAUGGAGUGUCGCUUUUUUGUCUGGGAGCAAGUGUGGCUUCCAGAACCGAUGAGACUGCUGGAACAUGAAUGUUCACCAGACCAUCAUUUCACAUGUUCUGAUGGUGUUGUGACCACAGAUCCUAAUAGUAUUUUGGACAAUGAAAUUGAUAUCGAGGUAAUCCCCAAAACAGAGGAAGAGAUUCGUUUUGCUUUCAACCAAUUUGUUGAAAAAUAUGGAAAGACGUAUCACAAUGAUGAAGCCGAGUUUGAGCAUCGGUAUGGAGUUUUCAAAGAGAAUCUUGAUUUAGCCCAACUGAUGCAGGAUAAAGAUAGGGGAACAGCUCGUUAUGGCAUCACACAGUUCAGCGAUCUGACAAAGGAAGAAUUCCUGGAAAAGUACACAAUGAAUGGUUGGGAUGAGGAUACCUAUAAUCUAAAGGAAGCUAAAAUUCCUGAAAUCACUGUUCCAGAUUCCUUUGAUUGGAGAGAUCAUGGUGCUGUGACUGAAGUAAAGAAUCAGGGGACCUGUGGUUCUUGCUGGGCUUUCUCGACUACAGGAAACGUUGAAGGACAGUGGGCUAUCAAAAAGAAGAAACUAAUUUCUCUCAGUGAGCAAGAACUUGUUGAUUGUGAUACAGUGGAUCAAGGUUGCAAUGGAGGCCUUCCUUCAAAUGCUUAUAAACAAAUUAUGAAACUUGGUGGACUGGUUUCAGAAUCUAACUACCCAUACAAGGGUGUUGAUCAGAAAUGUAGCAUGGAUAAAUCUGAAAUUGAAGUUUACAUUAAUGGUUCAGUGAAGAUCUCCAGCAAUGAGGAUGACAUGGCCGCUUGGCUUGUUCAGAAUGGCCCAAUCUCCAUUGGUAUUGAUGCUUUGGCGAUGCAGUUCUAUCUUGGUGGAGUGGCUCAUCCCUGGGAAAUUUUCUGCAAUCCUAAAACACUUGAUCAUGGUGUAUUGAUUGUUGGCUUUGGAGUCAAAGAUGGCUUGCUUGGUAAAACACCCUACUGGAUUAUCAAAAACAGUUGGGGUGCAAGCUGGGGUGAAAAGGGUUACUAUCUUAUCUACCGUGGUGCUGGAUGCUGUGGUCUCAACACAAUGUGUACUUCAGCUACAAUUGACUAGGAUUUUACUUCCAUCACUGACAAAGAUAAUUUUAUACCAAUGGCAAUUUUUAAUGAAACAUAAAGCCUAUAUUCUAUCAUUUUUAAUCAUAGGAUUUAUAUAAAAGAAAUGGGGACCAAAUAUAAUGUAAUGAUUUUUAUAUGGAUUAAGACAAUGUAAUUAUGUAAUUAUUAACUUUUUUGUGCAA
Messenger RNA from Dendronephthya gigantea, 1629 nucleotides. RefSeq names its product cathepsin L-like. Gene Ontology annotation, cellular component: lysosome. The transcript has 14 exons. NCBI's taxonomy places the organism in Eukaryota, Metazoa, Cnidaria, Anthozoa, Malacalcyonacea, Nephtheidae. Gene Ontology annotation, molecular function: cysteine-type endopeptidase inhibitor activity; cysteine-type endopeptidase activity. The coding region runs from base 33 to 1442 and encodes 469 amino acids. The record is from RefSeq and is a predicted model, not a curated record.